CACUUUUUGUCAUUUGUUGUUGCGCAUUGAUUCUCUCUUCUCUUCUCACAUGCCAGAGUCAGUCCUAAAACAGAGAGAGAGAUCUGAAGUAAACUUGAAAAGAAAUGGCAAUGACGACGUCGUCCAAAAGGGGAUUGGGAUGGAUAGAAUGGUUAAGAGGAUGGAUGUAUGUAGUACACGAGAUGUUGUUUCAAAGAAUAAUGGCUAGUCACUUACAAAACCCUCUCCCUUUGCCUCCUGUUAAUGGCCUCACUUGCAUUGUCACUGGAUCUACUAGUGGUAUAGGCACCGAAAUCGCCAGGCAAUUGGCUGAGGCAGGGGCUCAUGUUAUUAUGGCUGUGAGGAAUACCAAAGGAGCCCAUGAGUUGAUUCGCAAGUGGCAAAAUGAGUGGUCUGGACUUGGUCUCCCGCUCAAUAUUGAGGUGAUGGAACUUGAUCUUCUCUCCUUGGAGUCGGUUGUGAAGUUUGCUGAAGCAUGGAAUGCACGUUCAGGACCUUUACAUGUUCUUAUUAACAAUGCAGGGAUAUUUUCUAUAGGAGAACCACAAAAAUUUUCGAAAGAUGGGUAUGAACAACACAUGCAAGUGAAUCAUCUAGCUCCAGCAUUGCUUUCAAUAUUGCUUUUGCCAUCCCUAGUUAAAGGCUCUCCAAGCCGAAUUGUCAAUGUGAAUUCAGUUAUGCAUUAUGUUGGCUUUGUUGAUACGGAAGACAUGAAUGUUAUUACUGGGAAGCGCAAGUAUACAAGCUUAGUGGGGUAUGCUAGCAGCAAGUUAGCACAGGUCAUGUUUAGUAGUGUUCUUCAUAGGCGCCUUCCUGCAGAAGCCGGCAUUAGUGUAGUAUGUGUUUCACCUGGAGUCGUACAGACCAAUGUUGCAAGGGAUCUUCCCAAAAUCGUGCAAGCAGCAUAUCACCUGAUACCCUAUUUUAUCUUUAGUCCACAAGAAGGUUCAAGGAGUGCUCUUUUUUCGGCCACUGAUCCUCAAGUUCCAGAAUACUGUGAACUUUUAAAAGCAGAUGAUUGGCCUGUUUGUGCAUUCAUCUCUCAAGAUUGUCGACCGACAAAUCCUUCUGAAGAAGCACAUAAUAUCGAAACUUCGCACAAAUUGUGGGAGAAGACAUUAGAGAUGAUAGGCCUUUCUUCUGAUGCAGUGCAAAGACUAAUAGAAGGCGAAGAAAUUACGUGCCGCUACAGUAACCAGCAGGAAUAGUCUUGGUUGCCAAUGCCAUAGCACAGGAAAUUCUAGUUCUUACUGGGUAGUUUAUGUGGAAAUGUCAUCCUGUAUGAUGUGUCUGGACGCUUGUUAACAUCAAAUGUCAAGUCUUUGUGAUAGAAAUUGAUUUACAUCAUUGUGUUAGCAAAUCUUUUAGCAGGUGUGCAAAGGCAAUGGUCCCAAAAUUUGUAAUCACGCAUUUGAUUUAAAUGCUAACAUUUGUCACAUUUAACUUUC
This is a messenger RNA of Ricinus communis (castor bean), 1448 nucleotides long. Its product is annotated as dehydrogenase/reductase SDR family member FEY. The record is from RefSeq and is a predicted model, not a curated record. Lineage: Eukaryota; Viridiplantae; Streptophyta; Magnoliopsida; Malpighiales; Euphorbiaceae. The transcript is spliced from 8 exons. The coding region runs from base 105 to 1208 and encodes 367 amino acids.